CGGCCGGAGUUGCCGGCCCCGGCUCAGCCAGCCGCCGUCGCCGCGUCCCUUCGCGGCCGCGCGUUCCAGGGAAGUUACGUGCGGGAGCCGGCUUCCGAGGCGACGCUGGGAGGCCGCGGGCGCUGCCGAAAGGCGAGCGAGCGGACGUGGCCGGGCUGAGAGCGCUGCAGGAGGCCGACGGGAGGCUCGCUCGGAAGGAGGCGCCGGCCGGGCGCGCCCCGCGGAGAGGACCCGGGCGGGGCGUCGCUUCCCGGACUUUUGUCCGAGUUGAAUCCCCUCCCCUGGGCCGGGCCUUUCCGGCCGCCCCCGCCCCCGCGCCGCUCGCGCCCGGGCGAUGUUUAUUCGGGCUGUGGCGUGAGGAGCGGGCGGGCCGGCGACGCGGAGUCUCGGGUCCGAGGAGCUUCGCGCCGCGCUGGAGAGAGACAAGAUGUCCGCCAGGGCCGCGGCCGCGAAGAACACAGCAAUGGAGGAAACAGCUAUAUGGGAACAACACACAGUGACGCUUCACAGGGCUCCUGGAUUCGGAUUUGGAAUUGCAAUAUCUGGUGGAAGAGAUAAUCCUCAUUUCCAGAGUGGGGAGACCUCGAUAGUGAUUUCCGACGUGCUGAAGGGAGGCCCAGCAGAAGGACAGCUGCAGGAAAAUGACCGGGUUGCAAUGGUUAAUGGAGUUUCAAUGGAUAAUGUUGAGCAUGCCUUUGCUGUUCAGCAACUCAGAAAAAGUGGGAAAAAUGCAAAAAUUACUAUUAGAAGAAAGAAGAAAGUUCAGAUACCAGUAAGUCGUCCUGAUCCUGAGCCAGUUUCUGACAAUGAAGAAGACAGUUAUGAGGAGGAAGUACAUGAGCCAAGAAGUAGCCGUGGUGGUGUGGUUAACAGAAGGAGUGAGAAAAGUUGGGCAAGGGAUAGGAGUGCAAGUAGAGAGCGGAGUUUGUCUCCGCGCUCGGACAGGCGCUCUGUGGCCUCCAGUCAGCCUGCCAAGCCCACCAGAGUCACGCUGGUGAAGUCUCGGAAAAAUGAAGAAUAUGGUCUUCGCUUGGCCAGCCAUAUAUUUGUAAAGGAAAUUUCACAAGAUAGUUUGGCAGCAAGAGAUGGCAAUAUUCAAGAAGGCGAUGUUGUAUUAAAGAUAAAUGGUACUGUCACUGAAAAUAUGUCACUGACAGAUGCAAAGACAUUGAUAGAAAGGUCUAAAGGCAAGUUAAAAAUGGUAGUUCAGAGAGAUGAGCGGGCGACCCUCUUGAACGUCCCUGACCUUUCUGACAGUAUCCAUUCUGCUAAUGCGUCUGAAAGAGAUGACAUUUCAGAAAUUCAGUCACUAGCUUCAGAUCAUUCCGGUCGCUCACAUGACAGGCCUCCCCGCCGCAGCCGAUCACGGUCUCCUGACCAGCGCUCGGAGCCCUCCGAUCUCUCCAGACACUCUCCGCAGCAGCCCAGCAGUGGCAGUCUUCGCAGCAGAGAGGAUGAAAGAGUGUCUAAGCCUGGGGCCAUUUCAACUCCUAUAAAACAUACAGACAAUCAUACCCCCAAAACAGUGGAAGAAGUUACAGUUGAAAGAAAUGACAAGCAAACACCACCUCUUCCAGAACCAAAACCUGUGUAUGCCCAAGUUGGACAACCAGAUGUGGAUUUACCUGUCAGUCCUUCUGAUGGUGUCCUACCUAAUUCAACUCACGAAGAUGGGAUUCUUCGGCCCAGCAUGAAAUUGGUAAAGUUCAGAAAAGGAGAUAGUGUGGGUUUGCGGCUAGCUGGUGGAAAUGAUGUUGGAAUAUUUGUAGCUGGUGUUCUAGAAGAUAGCCCGGCGGCCAAAGAAGGUUUAGAGGAAGGCGAUCAAAUUCUCAGGGUGAACAAUGUAGAUUUCACAAAUAUCAUAAGAGAAGAAGCUGUUCUUUUUCUGCUUGACCUCCCUAAAGGAGAAGAAGUGACCAUAUUGGCACAGAAGAAGAAGGAUGUUUAUCGUCGCAUUGUGGAAUCAGAUGUAGGAGAUUCUUUCUAUAUUCGAACCCACUUUGAAUAUGAAAAGGAAUCUCCCUAUGGACUCAGUUUCAACAAAGGAGAGGUGUUCCGUGUUGUAGAUACUUUGUACAACGGCAAACUGGGAUCUUGGCUUGCUAUUCGAAUCGGCAAAAACCAUAAGGAGGUAGAACGAGGCAUCAUCCCUAAUAAGAACAGAGCUGAACAGUUAGCCAGUGUUCAGUAUACACUUCCAAAAACAGCAGGAGGGGACCGUGCAGACUUCUGGAGGUUCCGAGGUCUUCGCAGCUCCAAGAGAAAUCUUCGAAAAAGUAGAGAAGAUUUGUCAGCACAGCCAGUUCAAACAAAGUUUCCAGCUUACGAAAGAGUUGUUCUUCGAGAAGCUGGAUUUCUGAGGCCUGUAACUAUCUUUGGACCAAUAGCUGAUGUUGCCAGAGAAAAGCUGGCCAGAGAAGAACCAGACAUAUAUCAGAUUGCAAAAAGUGAACCACGAGAUGCUGGAACUGACCAACGUAGCUCUGGCAUUAUUCGCCUUCAUACAAUAAAGCAAAUAAUAGAUCAAGACAAACAUGCUUUAUUAGAUGUAACACCAAAUGCAGUUGAUCGUCUUAAUUAUGCCCAGUGGUAUCCAAUUGUUGUAUUCCUUAACCCAGACUCUAAGCAAGGUGUGAAAACAAUGAGAAUGAGAUUAUGUCCAGAAUCUCGGAAAAGUGCUAGGAAACUGUAUGAACGAUCACAUAAGCUUCGUAAAAAUAAUCACCAUCUUUUUACAACUACAAUUAACUUAAAUUCAAUGAAUGAUGGUUGGUAUGGUGCACUGAAAGAAGCAAUUCAGCAACAACAGAAUCAGCUGGUAUGGGUUUCAGAGGGAAAGGCGGAUGGUGCUACAAGUGAUGACCUUGAUUUGCAUGAUGAUCGUCUGUCCUACCUGUCAGCCCCAGGUAGUGAAUACUCAAUGUAUAGCACGGACAGUAGACACACUUCUGACUAUGAAGACACAGAUACAGAAGGCGGGGCCUACACUGAUCAAGAACUAGAUGAAACUCUUAAUGAUGAGGUUGGGACUCCACCGGAGUCUGCCAUUACACGGUCCUCUGAGCCCGUAAGAGAGGACUCCACUGGGAUGCAUCAUGACAACCAAACAUAUCCUCCCUACUCACCACAAGCUCAGCCACAACCUAUUCAUAGAAUAGACUCCCCUGGAUUUAAGACAGCCUCUCAACAGAAAGCAGAAGCCUCAUCUCCAGUCCCUUACCUUUCGCCUGAAACAAACCCAGCAUCAUCAACCUCUGCAGUUAAUCAUACUGUAAAUUUAACUAAUGUCAGACUGGAGGAGCCCACCCCAGCUCCUUCCGCCUCUCACUCACCACAAGCUGAUUCUUUACGAGCACCAAGUGCUGAGGCAGCUCACAUAAUGCUAAGAGACCAAGAGCCAUCAUUGUCGUCGCAUGUAGAUCCAGCAAAGGCAUACAGAAAGGAUCCAUACCCUGAGGAAAUGAGACAAAAUCAUGUUUUAAAACAGCCAGCUGUUGGCCACCCAGGGCAGAGGCCAGACAGAGAGCCAAAUCUGGCCUAUGAGCCCCAGCUUCCAUAUGUGGAGAAACAACCCAGCAGAGACCUUGAGCAGCCCACAUACAGAUAUGACUCCUCAACCUAUACAGACCAGUUUUCUCGAAACUAUGACCAUCGCCUACGAUACGAAGAUCGAAUCCCUCCAUAUGAAGAACAGUGGUCAUAUUAUGAUGACAAACAGUCCUACCAGCCUCGGCCAUCCUUUGAUAGUCAGCACUCUAGAGACUUGGACUCCAGACCUCAUCCUGAGGAGUCCGCAGAGCGAGGGUACUUUCCACGUUUUGAAGAGCCAGCUUCUCUGUCUUACGAUAAUAGACCCCGCUAUGAACAACCACCUAGAACCUCCACCCUGCGACAUGAAGAGCAGUUAGCUUCUGGGUAUGACAUGCACAGCAGAUACAGACCAGAAGCGCAGCCUUAUCCUUCAGCAGGUCCCAAGUCAUCUGAACCCAAGCAGUAUUUUGAUCAGUACCCACGAAAUUAUGAGCAAGUACCAUCACAAGGAUUCACUUCCAAAGGAGGCCAUUACGAGGCUGUCCAUGGUGCUGCAGUUGUCGCUCCUCUGAUACCUUCCUCUCAACACAAGCCAGAGGUUCUGCCUCCAGCUACCAAACCAUUGCCUCCACCCCCUGCUCUCACUGAAGAAGAAGAGGAUCCAGCAAUGAAGCCACAGUCUGUGCUGACCAGAGUUAAGAUGUUUGAGAACAGAAGGUCUGCCUCAUUGGAGAACAAGAAGGAUAUGAACGACACCGCCGGCUUCAAGCCUCCAGAAGUAGCAUCGAAGCCUCCAAGUGCUGCCCUCACUGGUCCUAAGCCCACUCCUCAGAGUCAAUUCAGUGAACAUGACAAAACUCUGUACAGAAUCCCUGAACCUCAAAAGCCUCAGCCAAAGCCACCUGAAGAUAUCGUUCGUUCAAAUCAUUACGAUCCAGAGGAAGAUGAAGAGUAUUACCGAAAACAGCUCUCAUACUUUGACAGAAGAAGUCUUGAGAACAAGCCUCCCGCACACAUUCCUGCCGGGCACCUCUCAGAGCCUGCCAAACCAGUUCAUUCUCAGAGUCAACCAAAUUUUUCUAGUUAUUCUGCAAAGGGAAAACCUGAAGCUGAUGCUGGUGACAGAUCAUUUGGUGAAAAACGCUAUGACCCAGCCCAGGCCACGCCUCCCCCUCCUCCGUUGCCCUCACAGUAUACCCAGGUGGCUCAGCCGGUCGCCAGCUCUUCUGUCCACGUGCACGCCAAAGGAGCCCAUGGGGAAGGUAAUUCAGUCUCGUUGGAUUUUCAGAAUUCUUUAGUGUCAAAACCAGACCCACCUACAUCUCAGAGUAAGCCAGCAACUUUCAGACCACCAAACCGAGAAGACACUGCUCAGACUACUUUCUAUCCCCAGAAAAGCUUCCCAGAUAAAGCCCCAGUAGGAGCUGAACAGCCUCAGAAAGCCAUCGCUCCAGUAUACAACCGGUUCACACCAAAACCAUAUACAAGUUCUGCUCGACCGUUUGAACGCAAGUUUGAAAGUCCAAAAUUCAAUCACAAUCUUCUGCCAAGUGAAACUGUACAUAAUAAGCCUGACUUGUCCUCAAAAACCCCCACUUCUCCAAAAACUCUUAUGAAAGCACACAGUUCAGCACAACCCCCUGAGUUUGACAGUGGGGUUGAAACUUUCUCCAUCCAUGCAGACAAACCUAAGUAUCAAGUAAAUAGUGUCAGCGCAGUGCCUAAAGCUGUUCCCGUAAGUCCUUCAGCUGUGGAAGAAGAUGAAGAUGAAGAUGGUCAUACUGUGGUGGCCACAGCCCGGGGCAUAUUUAACAGCAAUGGUGGGGUAUUGAGUUCUAUAGAAACUGGUGUUAGUAUCAUUAUCCCCCAAGGAGCCAUUCCUGAAGGAAUUGAGCAGGAAAUCUAUUUCAAAGUCUGUCGAGACAACAGUAUCCUCCCACCUUUGGAUAAAGAGAAAGGUGAAACUCUGCUGAGUCCCCUGGUGAUGUGUGGGCCCCAUGGUCUCAAGUUCCUGAAGCCUGUGGAGCUGCGCUUGCCACACUGUGCGUCCAUGACUCCUGACGGUUGGUCUUUUGCUCUAAAAUCAUCCGACUCCUCGUCGGGUGAUCCUAAAACCUGGCAAAACAAGUGUCUUCCUGGAGAUCCAAAUUACCUUGUUGGAGCAAACUGUGUUUCUGUGCUGAUUGACCACUUUUAACUUUAAAAUAUAGGAACUUGAUUAAAUAAUGUGAAGCUGGAUUGAACUUGCUGAAUCUAAAUGGAACCACUCUGUCAAGUAUUACACUUCUCUUAGAAUCGCUACUGCAGUGUGUUAGUAUUAAGCCUUCGUUGGCACUGAUGAAGAUCAGUGAGCAUGCCUGUGACCCACGGUAGAAAACAUGCUGCGAACUGCGCGUUGGUGAUUGACGACCUAUGGGUGUUGGCUAGAAGUUCAAAGAUACUUUGCUUUGUAAUGAUUUUUGUACUUUUUAUGGUGACUGCUUAACUUCACAUACUGAUUUCCGUUAAAAGACCAGCCAGUAAAUGGGGAUGCAUUUGAGUUCUGUUCUUUCCAAAAUACACUGUUUCAAACUUUAUAAUGUCCCUGACCUAGCAUACACACUUUAUUUUAUUUUAUUUUAUUCUCUUUUAUUUUGCAUGAGGUAAUAUGCACACAUUUUUAAAAAAAUGCACCUGGAUUAUAUAACCAGUAUAAUGGAUUUAACAGAUAUGUACAGGAGGGAACUUAACGACUCUGGGGAGGGUGUAGGUCGAAUGAAGACAGUUGCUCAUUGUAGAUGAAAACACGUUCUUCGUAGGGAAGGACACCAAAGCAUGUGAAGCUGGUUCCAUGGCUUCUUUGGACCUAUAAAUUAACCGUAUCACCACAGACCUACUGACCAGCAGGAAUGCCUUAUCCCUGUAUUUUUAAUUCUUAGCUCAUUCUCGCUGUGCGCUACUACUAAGCUUCUAUGGUGUGUGUGUACAUCAGAUAAUGUAUCAUGAAAAAAGAUUGAGUAGAUUGUGGAUGUGGUGGUUUCAGAAAUGUGAAAUCACCCAGGAGAAAAUAAUAGUGUAAUGUAUGGAUUUCUUUUCCUUCUUUUCUUUUUCUUUCUUUCUUUCAUUCCUUUCUUAAAUUUCUGACAAGAGGCAGUGGUGGUUUUCUGUUCUUUUUGGCUAUGCAUUUGAAAACUUCAAUGUUUUAAGGUUGCUUGUAAAUAAUUGCGUGCAUACCAUUUUUGUUCUUGGUUUGUAAAUUAACUUUUAUAAACUUUACCGUUUUUAUACAUAAACAAAACCAAGUUUCUAAAGGCUACCUUUGUAUUCUCUCCUGUACCUCUUGAGCCUUGAACUUUGACCUCUGCAGCAAUAAAGCAGCAUUUCUAUGACACACAAGGUCAUUUUUUUAAAGAAAAAGAAUGCACAGAGUUGUUACAUUUUUAAGUGCUGCAUUUAAAAAAUGCAGUUACUCAGAAUUCUCUAGUUUGAUUAAAUUCUUGCAAAGUAUCCCUAAUGUAAUUUGAAAUACAAUGCUGUGCCCUAAAGUGUAUUUUUUUACUAAUAGACAAUUUAUUAUGGCACAUCAGCACAAUUUCUGUUUAGAUAAUACACCACUACAUUCUGUUAAUCAUUAGGUGUGACUGAAUUUCUUUUGCAGUUAUUAAAAAUCUCAUAUUUCUAAAUCUACAGAAUAAAACUUUUUAAAAUAAA
Molecule: messenger RNA, 7221 nt
Organism: Octodon degus (degu)
Lineage: Eukaryota; Metazoa; Chordata; Mammalia; Rodentia; Octodontidae
Gene: Tjp1
Product: tight junction protein 1
Exons: 28
Coding region: 428-5728 (1766 amino acids)
Biological process (GO): cell-cell junction organization; protein localization to cell-cell junction; cell-cell adhesion
Cellular component (GO): plasma membrane; bicellular tight junction
Molecular function (GO): cell adhesion molecule binding
Source: RefSeq, a predicted model, not a curated record